UUCGCCGCUUCUAAAUCCAUCGACCUUAUUCUCCAAUCUUUCUGGAAGGACGAAGUCAGGGUGGACGAUACCAGAAUGGCAAGCUAAAUUAUCUAUAAGAAACCGUUAUACCUCCUGAGUAGUUUUAGGCUAGGUUCUGUAUUUAUUUAUAGUCAUUAAAAUAUUAGCUACACCUGUGCUCGAGACAUGUAGGCUGGCUAACAUAUCCCAGGCUUUGAAUUGAACUUGCUGGUGAUGAUGCUCGUGGAUCAUGACUGUUCUGGGACUGAUGUUCGGUUGGUUCGUCAGCUCAACAAGGGUAUGAGGAUUCAACCAGGGAUGUGCAGCGGAGGGACCGAGCAGCAACGGGGAUGUAAAACUGGAGACGUCAACGAAAAUAUUGUUUGUCUGCAAUCUCAGGAUGAAACGGGACGGGUGUGUCCUGGAAGCCCAGCACUAGCGACAGACACGCGGCUAUCCUCCUGUUCCACAGCAGACCGUGAACCAAGCAGUGGCAGUUACAACGUCUCCACUGGAACUGGAACCUUUUACAGCUGCGUCAGUCAGAUCACCAUCGGGUUUGAUCUCGGGGGCCAAGUGGCCAUUGGUAUCUCCCAUUGGAAGAGUCCAUUCCCUCCCAGAGGUCACCCCCUGUGUGACAGUCCUGAUGGGGUUCGCUCCGAGGCCUCCGCCGCCGCGGCUCCGCAACUCCCUGAGUACCCAGAGCCAGUGUCCUGUCCUGCCUCCCUGUCAAUCAACCCUGUAUCAUCCCACUGCAGCGCCAGCCAGGAGACCAUCAGCGACAGCCAGGAGACCAUCAGCGACAGCAGCACAAGUGUGAGUUUCUCUCUACAUGGGGCUGAGCUCCAGUGGCAGAGCCCCCACAGACACAGAGUGCUGCGGCCCCCGACCCCUGGGUGCGAGGCGGCGGACUCAGCCUUCUCCUUCCCCCCCACCAGGUCGCCAGUCAGAAUGGAGGAGUCCUUGGCUGGGGCUCCGGAUUCCCCCAGCACACAGGACAAUGCGCCACCCCACGUUCUGAAGGAUGUGAAGUUGUUAAUGGAGAGUUUGGAGGGGCUGAGCACCCCAUCCAAAGACGGCGACUCGACCCUGCUCGACCCCGGGACCAGUAGCAUCUUGGACGACAACACCAGGACUGACCCGGCACCAGAGGUAGGGAGAAGUAGGUCCAGUGGGCUGUGCUUCAGUGAUGGCAAGUGCCACAUCGACUACAUCCUGGUUUACAGGAAGUCUGGUCCGCAGUCGGAGAAGAGGGAAAUAUUUGAGCGCAACAUCCGAGCUGAGGGCUUGCAGAUGGAGAAGGAGUUGUCUGUGUGCAACAGUGAUGUGAUCUUCCUGAAGCUGCAUGCUCCCUGGGAGGUGCUAUGUCGCUACGCAGAGCUUAUGAACAUUCGGAUGCCGUUCAGGAGGAAAAUCUAUUACAUGCAUCGACGGUACAAGUUCAUGAGUAGGAUGGAGAAGAGAAUCAACAGAUUUCGAGGAUGGCUGCCUCGCAAACCCAUGAAGUUUGACAACGACACCCUCCCUGACCUGGAGGAGAACGAGAGCUUUACCGCCCCCUUCAGUCGCUCCAGAAUACAUCAUUUCACCAUUCACAACAAAGACACGUUCUUCAACAACGCUACCAGGAGUCGCAUCGUCCAUCAUAUCUUGCAAAGGGUCAAAUAUGAGGAGGGCAAAGACAAAAUGGGGCUGAAUCGUCUUUUGAGCAACAGUUCAUACGAGGCAGCUUUUCCCCUUCAUGAGGGGAGCUACAGAAGUAAGAACUCCAUCCGGACGCAUGGGGCAGAGAACCACAGACACUUGCUGUAUGAAUGCUGGGCCUGGUGGGGGGUGUGGUACAAGUACCAGCCACUGGACCUCAUAAGGCGGUACUUCGGGGAGAAAAUUGGUCUCUAUUUUGCCUGGCUGGGCUGGUACACUGGGAUGCUGUUCCCUGCGGCGCUGGUUGGGCUCAUGGUCUUCCUCUAUGGCUGGUUCACCCUAGACCACUGCCAGGUCAGUAAAGAAAUCUGCCAAGCCACUGACAUCAUCAUGUGCCCCAUAUGUGACGAGUACUGCCCCUACCUGAGACUCUCAGACAGCUGCAUCUAUGCCAAGGUCACCCAUCUUUUUGACAACGGAGCAACAGUUUUCUUUGCUGUAUUCAUGGCUGUGUGGGCAACCGUGUUUCUCGAGUUCUGGAAGAGGCGGCGAGCGGUCCUUGCGUAUGACUGGGACCUAAUUGACUGGGAGGAAGAGGAGGAGGAAAUCCGUCCCCAGUUUGAGGCCAAAUAUUCAAAAAAGGAGAGGAUGAACCCCAUAUCUGGAAAGCCUGAGCCGUACCAGGCCUUUACAGACAAGUACAGCCGACUCAUUGUCUCAGCUUCUGGAAUCUUCUUUAUGAUCCUGGUGGUGAUCGCUGCCGUCUUCGGCAUUGUGAUUUACCGCGUGAUCACAGUCAGCACUUUUGCCGCCUUCGGCUGGGCUCUUAUCAGGAACAACUCUCAGGUGGCCACCACCGGCACAGCCGUGUGCAUCAACUUCUGCAUCAUCAUGCUCCUCAAUGUGUUGUAUGAAAAAGUCGCCCUUCUGCUCACCAAUUUAGAGCAGCCAAGGACUGAGUCAGAGUGGGAGAACAGCUUCACCCUGAAGAUGUUCCUGUUUCAGUUUGUCAAUCUCAACAGCUCUACCUUCUACAUAGCUUUUUUCCUGGGAAGGUUCACUGGUCGGCCAGGAGCCUAUAUCCGCCUCAUUAACCGCUGGAAACUGGAAGAGUGCCAUCCCAGUGGCUGUUUGAUAGAUCUCUGCAUGCAGAUGGGUAUCAUCAUGGUGCUCAAGCAGACCUGGAACAACUUCAUGGAGCUGGGCUACCCGCUGAUCCAGAACUGGUGGACACGGCGAAGGCUGAGGCAGGAGCACGGCCCCAACGCCAAGGCCAGCUUCCCGCAGUGGGAGAGGGACUACAACCUGCAGCCCAUGAAUGCCUACGGACUGUUUGACGAAUACCUGGAGAUGAUUUUACAGUUUGGCUUCACCACUAUAUUUGUGGCAGCUUUCCCCCUGGCCCCGCUCCUGGCCCUCCUCAACAACAUCAUCGAGAUUCGCCUUGACGCCUACAAGUUUGUCACCCAGUGGCGGCGACCGCUGCCCACUCAAGCCAAAGACAUAGGGAUCUGGUACGGCAUCCUGGAGGGCAUCGGUAUCCUGUCCGUCAUCACCAAUGCCUUUGUCAUCGCCGUCACCUCCGACUUCAUCCCACGCCUUGUCUACGCAUACAAGUACGGCCCGUGUGCCGGGCAGGGCCGAGCCGGGGAGAGGUGCAUGAUGGGAUAUGUGAACGCCAGUCUAUCGAUGUUCAGAGUGUCUGAUUUUGAGAACAAGUCGGAGCCCAGGACAGAUGGAUCGGAGACGUUUGGAGAAGCAGUGAAGUACUGCAGGUACCGUGACUACAGAGAGCCCCCAGACUCGCCCGGUGAACCAUACUCCUACACGCUGCAGUUCUGGCAUGUCCUGGCCGCACGGCUGGCCUUCAUCAUAGUCUUCGAGCACAUGGUUUUCACCAUCAAGAACCUGAUCGCCUACCUGAUCCCAGACCUGCCCAAGGACCUGCGGGACCGCAUGCGGCGGGAGAAGUACCUGAUCCAGGAGAUGAUGUACGAGGCUGAGCUAGAGAGACUGCAGAAGGAGAAGAACGAGAAGAAGAAGAAUUACAGGGCCAAUCAUAACGCGUUGCCCUGAAUGCACAAACAGGUCAUACUGGUGACCAUUUUUGCUCGGUGGUGUUGUGUGGGGGAAUGACAGAGAACUGGCUGCAUGCAUGCCAGGGACUGUCCUGCCUGUCUGUGUCUCCCGCUGGACCAGGUGAGCACCCCCAAGAGGACCGUCCAACAAACUGCAUUCAGCAUACUCCUCGCCAUGGUGUUCAAACGUACUGUAUGUCAUUCUGAUGCCGAGAGGCCAGUGGGUGAGGGAAAAAGAGGACAUACAUUGGAACAUUUGACAAUGGGGUUUGCUACUUUUUUCCAGAUUUCUCCUUCCACUUUGGACUCACAACUGUACAUUUCUUCAAAACCUGAAUGUAGAUUUAAAAGAAAAGAGACACAAAAAAAACUUUUGCAUUUCUAUUGUCACAACUUUAAAAAAAGAUUCUGUCAUCCGUGCGGUUGAAUGACAAACCCUGUUUAUGACAAACCCUGUUUACAAUCCUAGCCUUUUUAUUUUGAGGACAAAACUCAUGAGAAAUCAUGAUCAGUUGCUUUCACGAGGUUGUAAACCUUCGGCGAUGUUCUCUGCUUACAUUGUGUGCUGCAAUAAGAUGUUAUUUUGAAACAAUGUUCCAUCAGAUCUGUGGUUGGGGACGCAGACUGCUCAAACAUCAUAUGCCUUCCUUUACAAUGGAUACUAAUAACAAGAGUAAUAAAGAUUCAUAUUUAUUACAAACCGGUUUUGUAAUUGUCCCAUUUGCACUUUGAUGUCAUUUUAAACCUGUUUCAACAUCUUUCCAUCUGCCACUAUUAGAAUCUCCAUUGAGGUUAUCACAUCCUUAGCGGGUAGGUCAGGUUGUCAGGACACUGUAUACAUCACUACCACUAAUGUCUCCUCCAGCGCGUUUAGAGGCUGCCCACCAAGUGACUGUAACUGCAGCUACUGUCUGUCUCUAGUGACUAGUGUGGUAACACCUGAUCCCCUGUGCAGUUCCCUACUGGAUCACCAGGGGGCGCCAAUAUACCUAUCUCCUGACGCAGCCACAGGGCUCAAAGCAAUGAGAGAGAGAUGGGAAUAGGUUUACAUUUAGCAUUUUGUGAGUGUUCUCACGUAUUUUCAGUCAAGUGUCCAAAGAUAAACACAGUCAUGUUCUGAUACUUUGAAGAUCAAAAGUAUGUUUGUUUUGACCAGUGACAUUGUAGGGUGUUUUUUGUUGUGCCCCUGGAGUAAUUCUUGUUAGAUUAACACCAUUAUUGGUGUAAAAUAUCUUCUCAAAUCCUUAAAGCUGUAUGUUUAUUUGAAUGCUCUUAACUGUUGGCAGCUUUCUCUUGUACGUUUAUAUAAUUCUUAUAGUGUCUACAUGUCGAUAUAAUAUUAAUACACAUUUUGCCAAGGGCAACAGUUGGUUGCCAAGCUCCACUUUGUAUGCAAGUCUCAAUAUCAACCACUUUCUUUUAUAUCCGUAGACAGACUUGUUUCACACAUUUCGCGCUACAACAGCCUAUCAAGGUGAACUAGCUUGUUAUCCCUUUCUGUGACAGGUAACAGUUACAUUGAGGACAGAUGUAAUUUAAAACUGUUACAGCUCCUAUUCAGGUUUGAGGUUCAGGGGUCUAAUAAGACUAAACAAAAGGAUAGCUGAAGAGGCCAAUCAAGGUCAUGUUGGCACACAGAGCACACUGAAAGGGCUUUUUCAUCAGCAACCACAGGGCUGGAUUCUAGCAGAAAUGGGAUGUUCCUGUUUGUAUUGGCUGAAUGUCAUUGAAGAGAGACAGCAUUUUGGUUGGAAGUUGAUUGUCUUGACAAUGGAAUCACAACCAUCUUGCAACUGUCUUGACCCUGGAAGCCUGAGAAAAUGGCUUUGUAAUGCCAUUGGGAAGUUGCAAACCAUUCUGUAUGUUUUAUGAACACUGCUUUUACAGUAUGUUGUCUAUGGUCAUAUUGUGUUAGCAUUAUAAAGCCAUUCUGAGGAUACACAGAGCAUCUCUUCUUAGCCUAACUGUCUGACCUUGACUGGGAUUCUUACAUGUGCAGCUGGAAGCUGUUGGAAUCUGUUGGAAAUCACAUUAGCCAAAUCUGAGUCGUAGUGAUGGAGCUAACGUAAUAAUCCUCCUGACCCUUGAAAAAUGUUUGUAAUCUGCUGUGCAGAUUUUUAACUUUCGCUUGUACAUGAUGCACAUCACUACAAAUUGGAGGCU
Molecule: messenger RNA, 5885 nt
Organism: Coregonus clupeaformis (lake whitefish)
Lineage: Eukaryota; Metazoa; Chordata; Actinopteri; Salmoniformes; Salmonidae
Product: anoctamin-4-like
Exons: 29
Coding region: 235-3720 (1161 amino acids)
Biological process (GO): chloride transmembrane transport
Cellular component (GO): plasma membrane
Molecular function (GO): protein dimerization activity; chloride channel activity
Source: RefSeq, a predicted model, not a curated record